AUGCCUGGUCCCUCACGAGAUGCCCCCAAGGCAAUCAACCGACAAAGCACCACUCCAUUUCAUCUGAAGCUCUUCUAUCGAGCAAACAAUUAUCACCAUCUCUCCGAUUACAACGCGCCCGUACCACACCGACGCGGCGGCCCUGUCAGUGGACCAAACGCCAUUCGCGCAUCCUCACCUCCCCCAGCUGCUACACCACUCCCUGCGCAUCUGGAGAUCUACACCUGGCAAUCAUGUACACUUCGGGAGUUAUCACAGCUUCUCACUUCCGCUUUGCCUUCAUUACUUCCAGACCCACCUGUUGGUACUCGGCUUUGCUAUCGACUGGUCUUCCCCGAUGCACGCGGUGCAGCAAUGAUGGGUCCCGACGCACGCGGAAAAUAUACGAGUCGCGACCUGGGAACUGUGAUUGUGGGACCGAGGGAUAGUCCGUACCGGGGUGAUGAGGAUGCAGAUGAUCGGGCGGAAGCUAGGCCUCGUGCUGGUCCACCGCGAUUCACGGGCUCUGAGACCGAUAAGACUUUGCAGGAUGCGAGGUUUUUGAUUGGUGAUUAUGUGGAGUGUGCUAUUCUGCCUCCUCUAGACGAUGGUUCAGUUGCGCCCCCGCUCCGGGGUGGUUCUGGUCCACUGCCGGCCGGUGGUGGUAGUGGCGGAGGUGGUGGUAUGCGUGCCUUCCGGGAUAAUGGAUUCCCAAGACCUGGUCGCGGUGGACGAGGUGGUGAUCGAGGAGGUCCACCUGCUUUUCCAGCAGGAGAUUGGAAGCGUGGAGAGAGGCUGCCAGAAGGGGGUAGAGGAGAUCGUGGCGAGCGAGGCGGCCGAGGAGGUCGUCGUGGAUGGGCCCCUUAUUAA
Molecule: messenger RNA, 849 nt
Organism: Penicillium manginii
Lineage: Eukaryota; Fungi; Ascomycota; Eurotiomycetes; Eurotiales; Aspergillaceae
Product: SAP18 family protein
Exons: 1
Coding region: 1-849 (282 amino acids)
Biological process (GO): negative regulation of DNA-templated transcription
Cellular component (GO): nucleus
Molecular function (GO): transcription corepressor activity; transcription factor binding
Source: RefSeq, a predicted model, not a curated record